AUUUUUAGAACACGACACUUGAAUUCCAAGAGCAAUGAACGAUUUCUUUAAAUCACCUCACCUAAUCUGGUGGAUUCUUGUACCAGUUGCUCUACUGAUCAAUUUUAUGACGUGGUAUGAUGCACAUUGGUUUGGUCAGUUCGGUAUGCCGGGAAAAUUUCUGGAACUUCUAGGGUCACGUUUCCCCUCAUUCUUCACAGCAACCAACAUUCUCGCAUUGAUAGCCCACUUCGGGGAAUCAUUGUACUCGUUGAAACUAUGCGAUCUGCUGCACAUAUCACGAAAUAAUGCCCUGAAAUGGAUGUUGCAAACAUUUAUUCUUGGCUAUCCAUCACUACAAAUACUCCUCAAUCGAAAUACAACGUAUCGGCAUCGUUGA
Messenger RNA from Loa loa (African eye worm), 379 nucleotides. RefSeq lists its product as hypothetical. The record is from RefSeq and is a predicted model, not a curated record. Lineage: Eukaryota; Metazoa; Nematoda; Chromadorea; Rhabditida; Onchocercidae. The transcript has 2 exons. Bases 35 to 379 code for a protein of 114 amino acids.